AUGAGUAAUAAUAACAACAAUGGUACCGGCGCAGCACCUGCUAACGCUCCCCACCACCACCACCACCAUCACCAUCACCACCACCAUCACGGCCAUGGCGGAAGUAGUUCAGCCCUAAACAAUCCGAAAUCUUCCUUAGCAGACGGUGCGCACAUAGGUAACUAUCAAAUCGUCAAGACGUUAGGUGAGGGUUCCUUCGGUAAAGUUAAACUAGCUUACCACACUACCACAGGGCAAAAAGUCGCUCUCAAGAUCAUCAACAAGAAAGUUUUGGCCAAGAGCGAUAUGCAGGGUAGAAUCGAAAGAGAAAUCUCUUAUUUAAGACUGCUAAGACACCCACAUAUCAUCAAACUGUACGAUGUCAUCAAAUCCAAGGACGAGAUUAUCAUGGUUAUCGAGUAUGCUGGAAACGAAUUGUUCGACUACAUUGUUCAAAGAGACAAAAUGAGCGAGGAUGAGGCAAGAAGAUUUUUCCAACAAAUCAUCAGUGCCGUAGAAUACUGCCAUAGACAUAARAUUGUGCAUAGAGAUCUGAAACCAGAAAAUCUGUUACUUGAUGAACAUUUGAAUGUCAAGAUCGCCGAUUUCGGUUUGUCAAACAUCAUGACUGAUGGUAAUUUCUUAAAGACUUCUUGUGGUUCUCCCAACUACGCCGCUCCUGAAGUUAUCAGUGGUAAGUUGUACGCAGGCCCAGAGGUUGACGUUUGGUCCUGUGGUGUCAUCCUCUACGUCAUGCUUUGUCGUCGUCUACCGUUUGACGAUGAAAGUAUCCCAGUUCUUUUCAAAAAUAUUAGCAACGGUGUUUACAGUUUGCCCAAGUUCUUAUCGCCCGGUGCUGCUGGCCUCAUUAAAAGAAUGUUGAUUGUUAACCCAUUGAAUAGAAUCAGUAUUCAUGAAAUUAUGCAAGACGAUUGGUUUAAAGUCGAUUUGGCAGAAUAUUUACUUCCACCAGACUUGAAACCACAUCCUGAGGAGGACAAUGAAAAUAAAGAAUCGAAAAAAGAGGGAAGUGGUCCUGAAAAUGAUGAAAUUGAUACCGACCUAGUCAACAUUCUAUCAUCCACCAUGGGUUACGAAAAGGACGAGAUUUACGAGUCCUUGGAAUCUUCUGAAGAUACCCCCGCAUUCAACGAAAUCAGAGAUGCUUACAUGCUGAUCAAAGAAAACAAGUCUUUAAUUAAAGAUAUGAAGGCAAAUAAAACUGUCAGCGACGACCUAGAUACCUUUUUGUCCCAGUCCCCCCCAACUUUCCAACAGCAACAGGUCCAGCCACAUCAACAGCGAGAAAUAGAUACGGAGGCUGCUAAGCAGCAUGCAAAAAGAAUGGCCAGUUCCACUACUCAGCAAAGAACAUACCACCAAUCACCCUUCAUGGACCAGUAUAAAGAGGAAGACUCCACAAUCUCCAUUUUACCCACAUCUUUACCACAGAUCCAUAGGGCUAACAUGUUGGCGCAGGGUUCGCCAGCCGCAUCCAAGAUAUCUCCAUUAAUAACGAAAAAAUCCAAGACCAGAUGGCAUUUUGGUAUACGAUCUCGCUCUUACCCAUUAGACGUUAUGGGUGAAAUUUAUAUCGCUUUGAAAAACUUGGGCGCCGAGUGGGCAAAACCUUCUGAAGAAGAUUUAUGGACUAUCAAACUAAGAUGGAAAUACGAUGUCGGAAACAAGACCAACAGUAAUGAAAAAAUUCCUGAUCUAAUGAAAAUGGUAAUUCAGUUGUUUCAAAUCGAAACCAACAACUAUUUGGUCGAUUUCAAGUUUGAUGGUUGGGAAAGCAGUUACGGAGAUGACACCACCGUUUCCAACAUGUCUGAAGAUGAAAUGAGCACUUUUUCGGCUUAUCCAUUUUUACAUUUAACCACAAAGCUUAUCAUGGAAUUGGCCGUUAACAGUCAAAGUAAUUAA
Molecule: messenger RNA, 1905 nt
Organism: Saccharomyces eubayanus
Lineage: Eukaryota; Fungi; Ascomycota; Saccharomycetes; Saccharomycetales; Saccharomycetaceae
Gene: SNF1
Product: AMP-activated serine/threonine-protein kinase catalytic subunit SNF1
Exons: 1
Coding region: 1-1905 (634 amino acids)
Biological process (GO): protein phosphorylation; intracellular signal transduction
Cellular component (GO): cytoplasm
Molecular function (GO): protein serine/threonine kinase activity; ATP binding
Source: RefSeq, a predicted model, not a curated record